GAUUUUGGGUGUUUCAAAUUAAGUCCACCUGAAUGUGAAUGUCUUAAAAUGAGUAAAAAGAAUUGGUUUUUAUCGUAACAAGUGUACAAAUCAAUUGGACUGUAAUUAUCAUAAGUAAUGAUAUCAUAAAAACAAAAUUCUUAGAGUAUUUCAAUCAUGGUUUUGUUAGGAAAUGAAGAGUUUUUGGCAGAGUUAUCAAAGUUAUUUCAAAAAGCUCGAGCAUCAGGAUCUGUAACUAUGACAAUGAAAAGAUAUGAUGGUAGAACAAAACCCCAUCCAAGAGAUGGUACCCCAGCAGUCAAAGAUCCAGAAUACAAAUGUCUGGUGAGAGCACAAUCCCGUAGCAAAAAAAUAUCAACCGUCAUAGAGCAAAGGGAUGUUGAAAAGUUUACUAUGGCAUACUCAAAUCUAUUGAAAACAAGUGUGAAUGGGCUCAAACGUUUAAAGAAGCCGAAGAAAAAGGCUAUGGCUGCUCAGUAAAGUUACUAUGGUCAAUAUAAGAGACUGAAGCAAUAUAAUUAUUAGUAUUUAUAUUAUGUGAAGUGUUGUGGGUGUUAUACAGAUUGUAUCAAACUUCUAGCAUGCUAUGAUCACAAAUACAAUAUGUAAUUUUUUUAAUUAAUAUCUAUUUCAGUGUGUCAAGAACUAUAUUCUAUUCUACUAUAUCACUGAUUGAAAGUGAUUAUUGUUGUUGGAAUGCUCAAGAUAACUUCAUCAAAUUGUAAUACAGCAACAUUACAGUAUAAAUAAAUUGUUGGUUUGAGUUGGUGUAAAUAUAUGUAGAAUAACAAAAAACCUCAUGUAAUUUCAGGACACAAAUUUUUGUCUCAUUCAGUUAGGAAAACAAAUAUUAUUACAACACUGAGUGUGACAUAAAUUUUAUGAUAGUGUAAGUUAUAUUCUACACAGCUUGACUCAAAUUUAUUUACUAAUACAACCACAUUCACAGAAUAGGUUCCGCAAAUUAAAUUAUAGAAAAUUCACAAAGUAGUGAAAAUGUUUGUAUAUAUUUACCUCCCAUUGAGGAAUGCCAAAUUUGAGUAAAUAACCCAGAUGGGGAUGCCAAUCGUUUUCAGUAUUUCGGAGUUUGAUCACACUAGAAGUUUGAUAAAACCUGUGCAGUUAAAUCUGUGUAUUUCAAGUUCCAUUGAAUUAUGCUCUUCUCUCUGUGAGAUGAAGAGUUGGAAUCUUACAUGUAGAUGGUGAUUGUGAUUGAUUUGUGCUUUAGGGCUAAAUCACAUUUGCCAGUACCAACUCACAAUUUAUCUGUUGAAUAUGACUAUAUUGAAUGAUGAUGUGUUCAGUUUUUCUUCCAGUUUUGUUUUAGCAUUCGUAUUUUUAUAUUAAUACUGCUUUAAAUGAAAACUCAAUUUACGUGGGAUGUUACGUCUGUAUGAGAAAGUUGGCUUAGCAUGUCCUAAAUUAGCACCACAGAUACUACAAAUUUGCAGUGUAACCCUUAAAAAACAUAGUGCUUAAGUACUAUAAUAUUAUAGCACAACAAAUUAUCAACCAAAAUGCAAGGGGUUUACAAAUGUGCUCUAGCAGCUCGCGUCUUAGAAUGAAGUGAUUGCGCGUAGGAUGAUUUCUUUUGCUUUGACUAUGACAUUAGAGUAUCAAAUACGAAGUCCAAUAAGCUGCGUUGCAUUCUGAAACUACCGACCAAGCCAACAGUCCAUACUCUGAAUUUUUUGUAUAGUUAUAAACAUUUAUGAAAUAAAUACUGCUGGUUCUCCAUA
This is a messenger RNA of Pararge aegeria (speckled wood butterfly), 1739 nucleotides long. It is a transcript of the gene Srp14, whose product is annotated as signal recognition particle 14 kDa protein. The record is from RefSeq and is a predicted model, not a curated record. Lineage: Eukaryota; Metazoa; Arthropoda; Insecta; Lepidoptera; Nymphalidae. Gene Ontology annotation, biological process: SRP-dependent cotranslational protein targeting to membrane. Gene Ontology annotation, molecular function: endoplasmic reticulum signal sequence receptor activity; 7S RNA binding. The transcript is spliced from 3 exons. The coding region runs from base 157 to 480 and encodes 107 amino acids. Gene Ontology annotation, cellular component: signal recognition particle, endoplasmic reticulum targeting.